Striga asiatica is the source of this 2404-nucleotide messenger RNA. The record is from the annotation of a GenBank genome assembly. Lineage: Eukaryota; Viridiplantae; Streptophyta; Magnoliopsida; Lamiales; Orobanchaceae.
CUCUUAUUUAUUCUGAUGAUAGAAUCCCAUGUGAUACCGACCAAACUUUCAGAAAUACACACUUCCCCGAAAAAAUCUCUCUUAGAUAAGUAAACAAUCUUUUCAAGUCGCUUGGACUAUCGGAAGCAAGAAAAAGGGAAUGGAAGAAGAUGGGAUUCAGGAGUGCAGCGUGAGGUUAUUAGGUAGCAGCGCCAGCGGCGGGAGUGGCGGCGCCGCUUCCGGUGGCGGCGGCGGGUCUUGGCGGUGGGUGGAUGGGAGUGAAUUGGACUCUGAGUCCUCCCAUUGGGCAGCUGUCGAUGAAGAAAAUAAUGGAGAAGAGUAUGGUGGCGCUGUUAGGAGAAGGCUAAUAAAGAAGCCCAAAAGAGUUGACUCAUUUGAUGUUGAGGCACUGGAGAUUGCUGGUGCUCAUGGUCACCAUAUGAAGGAUGAUUCUGUUUGGGCAACAAUAGCAUUGGCAUUUCAAACGCUGGGUGUAGUGUAUGGAGACAUGGGCACAAGUCCUCUGUACGUAUUUUCCGAGGUAUUUAGUAAGGUGCCCAUUACUUCAGACGUUGAUGUCUUGGGAACCUUGUCGCUAGUAAUGUACACGAUUGCCCUAAUUCCUCUAACAAAGUAUGUCUUUGUAGUGCUGAAGGCGAACGAUAAUGGAGAAGGUGGAACGUUUGCAUUGUACUCGUUGAUCUGUAGGUAUGCCAAUGUUAAUCUUCUUCCUAACCGUCAGCCUGCAGACGAACAUAUUUCAAGCUUCAAGCUCAAGCUACCAACUCCUGAACUAGAGAGGGCUUUGAAUAUAAAAGAAGUCUUGGAGCACAGGUCAUAUUUGAAGCAAGCUCUUUUAUUGCUUGUCCUUAUGGGGACGUCUAUGAUUAUUGGGGACGGUAUUCUGACUCCAGCCAUGUCAGAUGCUCUUGUUAUUACUUCGAUUGUUAUCCUUGUGGUACUGUUUAGCAUACAGAGCUUUGGAACAAGUAAAAUAGGCUUCAUGUUUGCUCCUGCGCUGGCAUUGUGGUUCUUUAGUUUGGGAUCAAUUGGGAUUUACAAUCUGUUCAAGCAUGACAUUACUGUUGUGAGGGCGAUAAAUCCUUUCUACAUAUACCUUUUCUUCAAGAAGAAUAGCACCAAGGCUUGGUCGGCACUUGGUGGUUGUGUUUUAUGUAUCACAGGUGCAGAGGCCAUGUUUGCUGAUUUAGGUCAUUUCUCUGUACCAUCCAUUCAGAUUGCUUUUACGACUGUAGUCUUUCCUUGUCUCCUCUUUGCUUAUAUGGGCCAAGCUGCCUAUCUUAUCAAACAUCCACAUUCAGCUGAAAGAAUAUUUUACGAUUCUGUUCCAGAGGGUCUUUUCUGGCCGGUUUUUGUGACGGCCACUGUUGCUGCCAUAAUUGCUAGUCAGGCCAUGAUAUCCGCUUCGUUCUCGUGCGUGAAGCAAGCCAUGGCUCUUGGGUGCUUCCCUAGGCUGAAGAUCAUUCACACUUCUCGAAAACUGAUGGGUCAAAUUUACAUUCCCGUCAUAAACUACUUCUUGAUGGUCAUGUGCAUUAUUGUGGUUGCUGUUUUCAGAAGCACAACACAUAUCGCAAACGCAUACGUGACCCUCGUGAUGCUCCUCAUCUGGCAGACGAGCCUCCUCUCCGCCCUCUCCUUCCUUCUCCUCUUCGGCUCCGCCGAGCUCGUCUACCUCUCGGCCGUCCUCACAAAGAUCGCCGAAGGCGGGUGGGUCCCACUCGCCUUCGCCUCCUUCUUCCUCUCCGUCAUGUACGCUUGGAAUUACGGAAGCGUCCUCAAAUACCACAGCGAAGUCCGCGCAAAGAUACCUACAAACCUCAUGCUCGAGCUCGGCUCCUCCCUCGGCACCAUGCGCGUCCCGGGCAUCGGCCUCGUCUACAACGAGCUCGUCCAAGGCAUCCCUUCCGUGUUCGGCCGAUUCUUGCUCGACCUCCCGGCCAUCCACUCGACUAUCGUCUUCGUGUGCAUAAAGUACGUCCCGGUGCCCGUUGUCCCGCAAGAGGAGCGGUUUUUGUUCAGGCGGGUUUGCCCGAGAGACUACCACAUGUUCCGGUGCAUCGCGAGGUACGGUUACAAGGACGUGCGCAAGGAGGACCACCGAGCGUUCGAGCGGCUUCUGGUGGAGAGCCUCGAGGGGUUUUUGAGGCAGGAGGCUCGGGAGCUUGCGUUGGAGUUGGAGGGAGAUUUGCAUCGCGAUUCGGGAGUGGAGUACGAGCUGGCGGAGUUGAGGGAGGCGAGCGAGUCGGGGUUUACGUACCUGUUGGGGGAUGGGGACGUGCGGGCGGCCAAGGACUCGUUUUUUUUUAAGAAGUUGGUGGUGAACUAUUUUUAUGCGUUUCUGAGGAGGAACUGCAGGGGAGGUGCGGCGACGAUGAGGGUGCCCCGUAUGAAUAUUAUGCAG